GAGAGAAAAGGUGGAGGGGUUCUGUCACACGGGGUGGCGAAGCAGCUCUCCCUCACUGCGUAGAUAGCAAUUAGCAACUCCUCAGCGGGUCUCCUUUUUACUAACCCUUUUCGGCAUUCGGGCCCAUCAGUAUCGCCGUCAAUGAGUAUCCCCUUGAUGGCGAUGGCGAUGGCGCUGGAGAGUGGCGGUGAGAAGAAGAGAGGCGACCGGCCAGGAUCCGUGUGGUUUAAGCCCGGGGACCUGGUGGAGGUCCGCAGCGACGACGACGGCUUCCUCGGCGCGUGGUACGAGGCCACUGCGGCCUUCAGCCUCCCCCAGCACCGCGUCCAGAUCGUCUACUCCACCAUCGUCGACAACGACGACCCCUCCCUUCCUCUCCGCGAGAUCGUCCUCGUCUCCCAACUCCGUCCCCGACCACCGCCGCCGCCCCCUUCCCGCUGCCAGCACGGCCUCCACGAUCUCGUCGAGGCCUUCCACCAAGACGGCUGGUGGGCCGGCGUCAUUUCCGCCGUCCUCCAAACCACCGGCCGAUACAUCGUCGCCUUCCCUACGAGCCGGGAGGAGCUGGAGUUCGACGCGUCCGAUAUCCGAUCCCACUUGGAGUGGACCGAUCGCCAUUGGGUCCCCUUCGGCGAUGUGAGAGUUGAAGAAGUGGAGUUCGCUGCCGGAGCUCGGAUUGAAGUCAGCCGUAACCUAGAAAUCGGUGUCUCGGCAUGGUUUUCUGCUAGUGUCAAGCAAGUGUUCAGCAUCAGUACCUAUUUGAUAGAGUACGGGAGUCUGACCUCGGCGACAACCGGCGAGCUUCUGACUGAGUUUGUCGACGUUCAAUACAUGAGGCCGUGCCAGCUAAAUGCAAUAUUGGUGAAGGAUUUUGCCCCUCGUGAUGAGGUAGAAGUGCCUCUCCAUGGUGGGUGGGUGCUGGGAGAGAUUUCAGAUGUUCUCAAAGGAUCUCGCUGCAUUGUCAAAGUCAGGGACAGUAGGUCGGAGAUGGUGUUUGAUUUUCAUCAACUUAGGCAUUCUCAAUGUUGGGAUGGCCAGCGGUGGGUUUUCACGUUUCAGCAAAACACUAGAAAAUCACAAGGCCGUUCUGUUUCUGGCAACCAAAAUCCACGAAGUCAAAAAAGAUACAGUCGUCUUAGUUCAUCAACCACUUCUAAAGGUGAAGGUGAGGCCUCUUCUGAACCUGGGGGGUUUAAGUUGAAUCUGAAGCGUAAGAAAACAAAUGUACUUUCUGGGCCUUCACAAAAUUCCAAAAAGUUAAAGAAAGAUAAGUCACCGUACAAUCAUGUGAGGCCACAAUGCGAAUUAAUGCCUGAAUGCCCUUCAACUCCACAGUCUGACAUCGGCAUUUGUUCUUCAGUGCAAGAGACUAGAAAAUCACAAGGCAGUUCUGUUUCUGUUAUACGAAAUCGAGGUCAGAAAAGAUGCAGUCUUCUUAGUUCACUGCCCCCUUCUAAAUGUGAAGGUGAAGUUACAUCUGAACUCGGGGGACUCAAGUUGAAUCUGAAGCACAAGAAAGCAAAUUUACAGUCUGGGCCUUCACAAGGUUCCAAAAAGUUCAAGAAAGCCAAGUCACAAUACAAUCAUGUGAUGCCACAACAUCAAUUAAUACCUCAAGGCCCUUCAACUCCAAUGUUUGUGAUAGAUAGUUGUUCUUCAAUGCCACUGAUGGAUCCUAGCUCCUCUACUAUAAGCCCAUCUUCUAGGGGAACUAUUACUGAACCUGAUGCAUCGAUAAGGGAUGUACCUGGAUUAUCUAUCGAGGAGGAAGGUCUUGCAAAUGCCAACCAUCAGCUAUCAAAGCAUCAGCCAGAUGUAACUGAAGUUGAUGGCACACCUAUGGGUUAUGAAGCUAAUGAUCAUCCCCAUAAUCUAGAAUGGACGAACUACAAUUUGGAUUAUGCUUUGACUACAAAAGUUGAGAAGAAAAGAACUAAGGUGGUCGCUAAAUCUAAAAAACUGCAAAAGAAUCUCAGUAAUGAUGGUGUGCUACAGCAAUUACAAGAUGGGGGCAGCAAAAUAUUAAGAGAAGAACAGAUGAGUAUAUCAUUCAGCCACUUGCAUGUGCCUGUGAGAAUGAAGAUUAACAAUAUCAAGAAAUUAGAUACCGAUCAAGUCAUAUUGAGCAAUUAUAGUGGAGCUAAUGAUGAGUUAUCGGGUCAAGAUUUAUACAGUAUGGCAGCUCAACCUAUUCCGCAGCAGAAUAAACUUAUAUUGUAUCAAGGGUCCCCAUCAAGUGCUGAUAUAGAAGCUGACAUUCAAAGUCAGAUUGCCCCAUCAGUUCUUGUGGAAACUUGCACUGAAAUUGCUCAUAAUCAUGCUCAGUCAAAGGCAGUUGCUCUCGAGGGUGAUGCUGCUCUCAUGGAUCACUCUGGUGGGCCACCAUUGAAAGACAUGGCAUUGCCAUUCUCAAAGACUUCCUGGCUGUGGAAACAAAUAGAAUCAAUGGAAAUAUUCCAGGUUAUGCCACAACAGCCACAUUUUUGCCUUCUGGAGCAGUACACUAUGGACCUUCGAGAAGGGAUGGCCAUAGGUCUUAUGGUAUCUUUUGCAAACUUGGUCACUAAUAUACAGAAGUUACAUAUUGAUAGAGAUGAAGUAUCUCUGGAUGCAAAGUUGGAGGAUCUUUAUCAGUUUGUAAGUAAUGGAUUCAGUGUUGAUUUUGUAUGUGCUCGCCUCGAGAAAUUGCGAGAGCUUCAAAUAUAUCAUAAGGGGUGUUUGACUAGAAAAGCAGAACUGGAAGGAAAAAUUAUUGCAAAAAUGGACGAUAAGAGUAUGAUAGACUCUCAAUUUAUGGACCUUGAUAGAUCUAUCAAGAAUCUGAGAGAGUACCUUGAUUGCUUCCAAGAGAGAGAAGAUUCAGCUAUGAAUCAAAUAAACAGGUACGAGUCCGAUAUUGCCAAAUUGAAAAUGGACCUGAAUGAAGUUGAAGAAUCAAAAGUGGCUGCUGAGUUGAAAUUCUCCAAUAUUUCGUCUUCUCCAUGGUGAAUGGUCAGUGCUGAAGUUUAUUAUGGGUCUUAUAUGAUCUUAGGUCUUAGGAUGUCUCAUGAAAUAUUGUUCUGUCUCAUGAAAUAUUAUGUAGUUAUGAACUAUUUUGUUUUUGAGUAUGUAUGUGACGAAAUGCUGGUGUCAGCCAUGUCAUAUUUUGGUCAUGUUAUGGUAAAGGGGAGUCUUGGGGUAACCGGAAAGUUUUUGCCGUAUCAUUCGGAGGUCACGGGAUUCUUACAAUAUAAGAUUUGUGUACGUUCAAUUUUUUUUUGGGACUUCGUAAUAGCAGGAGCUUUGUUCUACCUCCA
This is a messenger RNA of Zingiber officinale, 3296 nucleotides long. RefSeq names its product DUF724 domain-containing protein 2-like. The record is from RefSeq and is a predicted model, not a curated record. Bases 142 to 2988 code for a protein of 948 amino acids. Lineage: Eukaryota; Viridiplantae; Streptophyta; Magnoliopsida; Zingiberales; Zingiberaceae. The transcript is spliced from 7 exons.